UGGGCAAUAUUUCCUAGCCGCAGAAUUGCUUAUUGGAAUAAUGAGCGUGCGCGUGCAAGUGCUUGGAGGCUACCGUCGCCUGUUGCGGGCGAGUCGUCAGGCAUUCCGUGGAGACGCGUACGCGCUGCAGCAGGCGCGUGCGGCUUUGCGUGACAACUUUAUGGCCAACAGCCAGGUGAGCGACAAGGAGCAGCUGGACGAGCUAGUCAAGGGUAUCGACGAGGCCGAGAGUAUGCUGCUACACAACAUUGUGCAGGGUCGCGCCAAGCAGGAGGAGGGCGAAGUCGCACCGCGCUUCGAGGUGAAGCUUACAGACCCGCAGCGCAAGGCGAUGCGCCAGGACGAGGAGAUCAUGCCUCUGACGGAGAAGUCGGCCAACGAACCGCUUGUCAUGAACUCGGGCAACGUCUGUCAGCGCCCGUCGUAGACGAACGGAUACGAUGAGUCAAAUAUAUACAGCUUCUUUUGCCUAAUGAGGUCGUGCAGCUCACAACUGUGAAGCAUUGGAACUAGUUGAACAUCAUGGGGACUUUGUAUUUUCGUUAGCUAGACGUACACCAGAGCGCACUGCGCGCUGUUUUAACGUUUCUGCCUCCCCCAAGUCACGCGUACAUUCACUCAGCUCUCGAACGCAUAUCUUCACAUAAAAUCA
Phytophthora nicotianae INRA-310 is the source of this 652-nucleotide messenger RNA. RefSeq lists its product as hypothetical. Gene Ontology annotation, biological process: mitochondrial respiratory chain complex III assembly. NCBI's taxonomy places the organism in Eukaryota, Oomycota, Peronosporomycetes, Peronosporales, Peronosporaceae. The transcript has a single exon. The record is from RefSeq and is a predicted model, not a curated record. The coding region runs from base 41 to 427 and encodes 128 amino acids.